GAUCACCAAUCCUGUUUGACCCUGUGAAGAGCGCGCAAACAGUACUACCAAAAAAACGACGCCGUUGUUGCGCGUAGUUGCGUGAAAGAAAGAAAGAAAGAAAGAGAAACAAAAGGAACAGUAGUGUUCAUCACAAAGGAAAACCAGCGGUGUGAAUUCAUCAUUAGAAGUAAAAACGCUAUAUUCCCCAUCGGCCUUUGCCACCUUCACUACACCCCCAGAAGGAGCAUCCAACAACCCGCCUUCUCCACCACAACAACCCCAACAAAUAUAAACCUUCUUCAACCCAAUCAUCCAAGACUCCCAACAAUAACGAAAAUCUCAUCAUAUUAAAAAAAAUGGCCUUCAAAUUCCUCUCAAAUAGCACUCUCCGAGGCGAAAAAGCCACCAUGGGAACCACCCUGCGCAGCACCUUUACCCCAGCAACGAUCCUGCGCCUCGUCCUCCGCCUCUUCCAAUUCGUCAUGGGUCUCACCGUCAUCGGCAUGUACGCCGUCGACCUCGACAACGCGCGCAAGCAAGGCAAAUACGUCGACUCAAAGUGGGUUUGGGCUACCCUCUGCGGCGCCCUCGGAGCCUUUGUAUCCCUCCUAUUCAUGGUUCCUUUCCUGGGAAGAAUGGUGCUGUUGUUUGCGGUGGAUGUGGUGGUGUUUAUUUGCUACAUUGUUGCAUUUGGGAUUUUCGGGAACAUGUAUAUUGGGGAGGAUGCAGAGGGGAACAAGGGCGUGCAGAGGAUGAAAAAUGGGGUUUGGGUGCUGCUGACGAAUGUGGUGCUUUGGUUUAUUUCGGCCGUUUUGGGCGCGGGAUUGUUUUGGAGGGCGAGGAAGGCAAGGACGACGCAUACUGGACGGGCACCGCAGCACGUCUAGGUGUCCCCAUUUAUCCCUUCUUCUUGCUCCCCGGAAGAGGGAGUAGAGGGAAAGAGGGGAUGCGAAGGCUUGACUUGGUUUGACU
Messenger RNA from Bipolaris sorokiniana ND90Pr, 954 nucleotides. RefSeq lists its product as uncharacterized. NCBI's taxonomy places the organism in Eukaryota, Fungi, Ascomycota, Dothideomycetes, Pleosporales, Pleosporaceae. The transcript is spliced from 2 exons. Bases 339 to 869 code for a protein of 176 amino acids. The record is from RefSeq and is a predicted model, not a curated record.